AUGCGCUCCCCCAGGUCCUUGAAGGACAUCCAACAAUUAAACGGAAGGCUGAUUGCGCUAAAUCGUUUCUUAUCAAAAGUGGCUGACAAAACCCUCCCUUUUAUGAAGGUAUUAAAAGACUGCCUCCAGACCAGCAAAUUCAACUGGACCGCCGAGGCCGAAACCGCCUUUCAGGAAAUAAAAACCUACAUCUGCAAGCUCCCAGCGUUAGCCACCCCGGUGCCCGGGGACCCACUGCUCCUUUACCUAUCUGCCUCUAAGACGACCAUAAGCGCGGUCAUGAUGGUGGAACGGGAGGGGAAACAGAUCCCCAUAUAUUUCAUCAGUAGAACACUUAAGAGGCCCGAGGAACGGUACAUGCCUUUAGAGAAAUUUGCAUUAGCCCUAGUCUUUGCGUCUCGGAGGCUCAGAAGAUACUUCCAAGGGCAUAAGGUCACCUUAGUAACUGAUCAACCCCUCCAGAAGGUGCUUAGAAAACCGGACCAGUCAGGGCGACUGGCUAAAUGGGCCGUCGAGCUGGGAGAACACUCUCUGGAGUUCAAGCCCAGGACAGCCAUGAAGGGACAAAUACUGGCCGACUUCCUAGCAGAAGUACCCGAGGACGAAGAGAGGGAACUGCAAAGGUGGGAAACUUUGGAGGAAGAAGAAAAAAAGAGGGGGGACGAGGCCGUCUGGAAGCUGUUCACCGAUGGAGCAUCUAGUGAAGAAGGGAAUGGUGCAGGCAUCACGUUGAUAAGCCCCGAGGGGGUUGAGCUGACAUAUGCUAUAAGGUUGGAUUUCGAAAACACCAACAAUACCGCCGAGUACGAAGCCCUCUUGGCAGGAAUGAGAUUGGCACAGAAGAUGAAAGCAAAACACGUGGAGGCCAGUACCGAUUCACAGUUGGUAGUGAAGCAGUAUCAGGGGGAAUAUGAAGCGAAGGAUAGCAUCAUGGCUCAGUAUGUGGCGAAAGUUAAGGAGACAGCUAAGGCAUUCAGAACCUUCAAACUGGAAUACAUCCCUCGAGGGAGGAACAGAAAGUCUGAUGCACUCAGCAAGUUAGCUUCAGUAGCAUUCGACCACCUCGCGAAGGAAGUCAAAGUAGAGGUCCUGACAUCCCCCUCCCUGGACGUUACGGAAGUGGCCAUAGUCGAAGGUGCCCAAGAAACAUGGAUGACCCCGAUCAUUAAAUUCCUCCGGGACGGGACCAUACCUGAAGGGGAAUGGGCGGCCAGAAAGGUAAGAGUCAAAGCCCUACAAUAUGAACUGAUUGGGGAAGAGCUAUACCGAAGGUCGUACCUGGGUCCGUCCCUAAAGUGCAUAGACAUGGAAGAGGCCGAAUAUGUGAUCAGGGAAAUGCACGAGGGAAUCUGUGGGAUGCACUCAGGACCAAGAACGGUUGUAAGAAGGGCAAUGAACGCAGGAUUCUACUGGCCACGAAUGUACGAGACGGCAUCUGAAGAAAUCAAGAAGUGUGAUAACUGCCAAGUACAUGCACCAAUGACCCACCAACAUAAACACCCCAUGGUCCCGGUCUCGACAUCUUGGCCAUUCCAAAAAUGGGCCAUCGACAUAAUCGGGCCUUUCCCGGAGGGUCCCGGGGGGGUCAAAUACGUGGUGGUGGCCAUUGACUAUUUCACUAAGUGGAUCGAAGCGAAAUCCUGGCAAAGAUCACCGGAGAUCAAAUGA
Helianthus annuus (common sunflower) is the source of this 1668-nucleotide messenger RNA. RefSeq lists its product as uncharacterized. The transcript has a single exon. Gene Ontology annotation, biological process: DNA integration. The record is from RefSeq and is a predicted model, not a curated record. NCBI's taxonomy places the organism in Eukaryota, Viridiplantae, Streptophyta, Magnoliopsida, Asterales, Asteraceae. Bases 1 to 1668 code for a protein of 555 amino acids. Gene Ontology annotation, molecular function: RNA-DNA hybrid ribonuclease activity; nucleic acid binding.